UCCUCUUUUUCCAUAUUUUGAUCCAUCCCUCACCAGCUUCGUUACGCACUUCACGCCAUGUUUAUCCAUCAGGAUUAUCUCAUUCUGCUUCUUGAUACCGUUGAUAUUCAUGGAUGUUGCUGGAAGAAUCUGCACAAGAUUUAGAAACCAACCAAAGAAUAAAGACAAAAAAAAACAGAGGAAAAACAGAGGAAAACAGAGUGAAACAGAGUAAAACCUAAACAAAGAUCUUGCUUACAUACAAGUUUGGAGGUUCUGAAAUUGUAACGUGUGAGAGAGAUCAUGGAAAAAAAAAAAAUUUACGAAGAAGAGAGAAAAUAUGGAACAUAACGAAUUUGCGUCUUAUGCAUCUUUACAUAGUCUUCUGUCCUUAAUUACACAAUUAAUAUUUCAAGCGUUUGUAGUCGUCGCAAUUUAGAAAUAAAAAACCGUAACACAAAGGGGGCUGGGCUUCAUUAUGAUUUGAUUGGCAGGAAAAAUCUGACAAAACCUAGGGUGUCUUCUUUCUUUCCUUUCUCCUGUUGUCAGAUCAGAUAGCCGUCUAGGUAACUGUAACGGUAAGCUGAAGUGAUUCUCAGAAUCCCAGUAUAGAAUGGAUUCCAUGAGGGCUGUUCUGAUUCGGGGUUUGGAAACUAGUCUCCUGACGUCUUUCGACAGAGAACAUUUUUUUGCAUUACUUGUUAGUGGGGACGUCGAUGGAGCCGAGGAGUAUCUGUCUGAUUUCACCAAACAGGAUUCAAAUUAUUACUCAAACCUCAUGUUCUACUUUGUUAAGAGGCAGAGAUUCUUCAAGUUUCUUGUCGAAGGUGACAACAUAAAAGCAGGAUUUUUGCUGAUGAUCUCUUCCCGACCUUAUGGGAUGAUGGACAUGCCAAUACCAGAAACGCACGAGUUUAUCAGACGUGAUAGGCGACGCAUUGCACAUGAAGGCCUUAAGGAAUGGGAGGAUGCUAGAGAUAACGGAUACACUUUUGAUAUCCUUUCGGUUGCAAAUUCUUUCACUGGUGAGAUGUUUACGAUGAUGAAUCAACUCAUUCCCAUGAACCCAGACCUGCACAAGAAAGAAGAAGGAGAAGACAUAUCUUCUCAAAUGCACAAGUUACAUUUACAAGACAACAAGACAACCAUGCUUGGUGUGGCCGGACCAGCAGCUGUAGCCUUUAACGGUGGAGAGAUGAAUAAGGACUAGACCAUAUAUAUAUAUGGUUUGUUUACUGUAUGUGCUAUGUACUGUGAAAUUAAAUUUUCGUAUUUGCUUAUUGUUGUUACAUAUGGCAUAAAGAACUCUUUGAUCAAAUAAUUAAGGUUCUAAGACACAAUUUGUGUUUGUGAUAUCUCCGAAUCACACGUGACCACAUGUGGGGGAAAAACAUAAAAUGUUUUCAGGUUCCAAAUUUAGUUACGGA
Molecule: messenger RNA, 1406 nt
Organism: Brassica napus (rape)
Lineage: Eukaryota; Viridiplantae; Streptophyta; Magnoliopsida; Brassicales; Brassicaceae
Product: topless-related protein 2-like
Exons: 5
Coding region: 593-1189 (198 amino acids)
Source: RefSeq, a predicted model, not a curated record